UAUUGUGGUGUUUGUUUUUUCUACUCCUCUUUUUAAGUAAAUCACUUCAUAUCUCUCUAUCUUUCUUCUUCUUCUUCUUCUUAUUUGUCUGCUCUUCUUGUUUUGAUUUGUAUGAGUGCUGAGAUUCAAUGGCUUCAAAGUUCAUAAAAUGUGUAACUGUUGGAGAUGGCGCCGUUGGUAAAACCUGUAUGCUCAUCUGCUACACCAGCAACAAAUUCCCUACUGACUACAUACCAACAGUGUUUGACAACUUUAGUGCAAACGUUGUAGUUGAAGGCACCACUGUGAACUUAGGACUAUGGGACACUGCUGGGCAAGAAGACUAUAACAGAUUAAGGCCUUUAAGUUACAGAGGAGCAGAUGUUUUCGUCUUGUCUUUCUCAUUGGUCAGCCGAGCUAGCUACGAGAAUGUCUUUAAAAAGUGGAUCCCUGAACUCCAGCACUUUGCCCCCGGAGUUCCAUUAGUCCUUGUUGGUACCAAAUUAGAUCUCCGUGAAGAUAGGCACUAUUUGGCUGACCACCCUGGACUAUCUCCUGUAACCACUGCACAGGGAGAGGAACUGCGUAAGCUAAUUGGAGCAACAUAUUACAUUGAAUGCAGCUCAAAAACUCAACAGAACGUGAAAGCAGUUUUUGAUUCUGCAAUCAAGGAAGUGAUCAAACCGGUGGUUAAACAAAAGGAGAAGACAAAGAAGAAGAAGAAGCAAAAGUCAACACAUGGGUGUUUAUCCAUUCUCUGUGGGAGGAUGGUGACUCGGCAUUGAUGAUGAUGAUCUUACAUUUCACUUUUGAGUUUGUGUGAUAAAUGAGAGACAUAUAUAUAGACGAGGUAAUAGAAGAAAGAUUAUUAGCCUCUAAUCAAUCAAAUAGUUUACAUUGAAGAGAGAAAGAGUCAGAGAGCUUACUAUUAUUAACUCAAUUAUGUUUAUUUGUUUCAAACCUGUUAUUGCAAUAUAUUAGUCAUUUUCUUGUAACAAA
Messenger RNA from Brassica oleracea var. oleracea, 978 nucleotides. Its product is annotated as rac-like GTP-binding protein ARAC10. The record is from RefSeq and is a predicted model, not a curated record. Gene Ontology annotation, molecular function: GTP binding; GTPase activity; protein kinase binding. Gene Ontology annotation, cellular component: cell cortex; cytoskeleton; cell projection. The coding region runs from base 129 to 764 and encodes 211 amino acids. Gene Ontology annotation, biological process: regulation of cell shape; regulation of actin cytoskeleton organization; actin filament organization. NCBI's taxonomy places the organism in Eukaryota, Viridiplantae, Streptophyta, Magnoliopsida, Brassicales, Brassicaceae. The transcript has 8 exons.